UUGUUUACCUUUUUUUCCCGCCAAUUCCGGAAAGCAUUUUUUCAUGUCUUUUGUGAUUUUGUGAAAUUGUGAAAAUUGUAAAGGAAAAACUAGUUCAAAUUUAAUUCAUAGCAUGGAGAAAAAACUUUUGACCAAGAAGCGGAAAGCCGUUCAGGAAGGGAAUGUCCAGCAAAUUGCCACUUGUUGCCACAGCCUGGGAGACUUCUAUCACGCAUCUGGACUCUAUGACAAGGCACUGGAGGCGUACCAGGAAGAAGCUGAGCAAUGGAAGAGCAUUACGGGUUGUCGUAUGAAGUAUGGGAUUGCGCACAGGAUGAUUGGGGAGAUGCUGAUACUCUUGGGUGACAUUAAUAAAUCCCUGAAGCACACGGGGCAGUACUUAAAGAUUGCCCAAGAGGAAAAGGACAGCAUUGAGCUGCAGAGAGCCUAUGCAACAAUUGGACGAGCUUAUCUUCUCAAGGGGCAGAAUCUCACUGAGAAAGAGAGCGCAGAAGUGAGAGCAAAAGCCCUGAAGGAAGCUGAGAAAGCCUUCUUGAAGAGUUUAUCCAUCUGCCGGGAACUCUGUGGGAAGAUCAGCAACAUCGAGCUGCAGGAUAUGAUGGCGAGGCUGUACCUGAAUCUCAGCGUAACACGAGAGAACUGCAACGAGGAGAUUGAGAAGAGCCUUGAGUACAUGACCAAAGCGAUAGCAAUCUGCAAAUCUCAUGAUCUCUACGAACUCCUCCAUCAGUGCUACAUGUCCACGGGAAUGCUGUACGAGGCGAAAAAGAAGGACAUUGGGAACUCUCUGAGGUACUUGAAUUUGGCUCUGGACGUGGCACAGAGGCUGGAAGCACGAACAGCCAAGAUCUGUGAGACACUCCUUAUGAAGAGUGAGGUGCUCAUUAAGGCUGGAGACUAUCAGAGUACCAAACAAACCCUCCACAGGGCGUACAAGCUGAGAUCCCCAAAUGAAGCAGACAGGGAAGUUAUUGAGCAGAAGCUGAAGAUUGUGGCAGCCCUGUGCUACACAGAGGACUCCCUGAUUACAGCCAACACCACGGAUUAUCGACGAAAGAAGGUGCUCUAUGAGAAGAUGGGGGAUGGAUCGUGUCGUCUGGAAAACUACGAGAAAGCUCUGAGUUACUACAAGAAAAUGCUCGAAACAGCUGAACUUUGCGGGGAGAGUGGGAAGGACUUAAUUCCCAUCUACGUGAGCCUCUAUCAGACUUACCGGGAUAAUCAUCAAUACACGGAAGCCCUCAAGUAUGCAUGGAAGGAGUACGAGCUGUGCAGCAAUGUUCCCAAGGAAGCCUUCCUGACGCUCAUGAACAUCGCCGAGCUCUCGGAUUUGGCUGAAAUGAGUUUCUGGGAAGUGGAGAAAAUUUUCCAGAGAGCCCGGAAGGAAGCUCAGAAAGCCAAGAAUAAACAAUCCGAAGCCUUGGCUAUGGAGAAGUUGAUGAUGCUGCAGCGGAAGCACGGAAUGGAGUCUCUAGCUGAGAUUCUGGAGAAGGAAGCACAGCUGGCUGGGAUGGAUUUGGCUGUGGUGAUUGCUGAGGAGGAAGAAAUAGCCGGUGAGGAUUCCAAUACUCCUGAUAUUGGUGAUGAUAUCUGCCUCGAUGAUCUCUCGGAUUCAGGAAGUGAAGAAGAAGCUGCAAUUCCUGCAGCUGCUGCUGAACAAAAGCGUCCCGUGAGGAGGAAAAGAACCCCCAAUGUAGUGAAGAGAAACAACAAAGGUGAGACACAGCUUCAUCAGGCUUGUAUCUCGGGGAAUGCGACGCUGACACGGAGACUUCUCGAUCAGGGGCAUCCGGUUAAUGUUCGUGACAACGCUGGAUGGCUUCCCUUGCACGAAGCUUGCAUCCACGGGCACAGAGACAUCGUGGACAUGCUCCUGGAGAAGAGCACAGCGACAAUAAAUGAUCGCGGAGGAACUUCCUGCGAUGGUAUCACCCCAAUGCACGAUGCCUGUUCCAAUGGGCACCUGGCCAUUGUGGAAUUACUCCUGGACAAGGGUGCCAAUGCAACGGUGAAGACUGAUUUCGGGGAAACCCCGCUGGACACGCUGAAAAUCUGGCGGGAAACUGUGAGGCUCAAUGAAACGGAUGUUGUGUUUUAUGAGACAAUCGCCCAGAGGCUUAGUAAGCUAAUGGAGAAGGCUGGAAUGAAUCCCAAGGCUGCUUCUACAUCCACCUUCCGCGCUACGGAAGCUCUCCUUGAUGAAGAUUCCAGGGAGAGUGAGCUUCCGGACAAUAAGGAAUCUCUGUCACCGCCGCCUGUGAUGGCAAGAUCUUCGAGACAUUCAGAAGGAUCUUCCCUGCUCUACAAGAGUGUCAUUGACAAUCUGAGAAAGAAGCCCGUGGCUGAGGAGCCAAAGAAUGGUGCGUUGUUCUCAAAGAAGAGAUCAGCAUACCUUAAGGGGGAUGAAGUUGGGGAGGAGGAUUGGCUUGAGGAUGAUCUUCUGCCCAAUAAAAAGCGCAGAAAAUUCCUCAGAGAAGGUCAUUCGGCGCCUUCAAAUGGCACCAAAGCCAGCAAAACCAGGAAAACCAAAUCAAUUGAGGAGGAUUCAGAGGAGCUUCCAGGAGAAAAUGUCAUGGAAAUUGAGGAUGAGAUUGAACCUAUUCUGAACACACCCUUCCUGAAUGAACGCAGACCCAGCAGCGACAGUUCAAAGAUCCAGAAGAAAAUCACUCAAUCUUCACUUCUUGAAGCGGGAUUCUCAAGACAAGCAAUAGAGGAGGAUUUUGAUGUGGACUUCCCCCUCAAUACAUCACCAACGAAAUCCUCAAAGUCCUCCACGGGAAGAUCAUCCGGUGUACCUGUAAUUGUGCACAAUAUGAUCUCCCUGAAGGUCAAAGUUGAUGAUCAACUGAUUGUGGUACCUGUGAAUGCAGCAGAAGUGUCCAGUUUGCAGAUUAAAUGGCUGGCAGAACGAGCUUCCAAGAGAUACUACAAUCUCAAUGGACGUCUUCCGGAUAUGCUGCUGACCACAACGGAUGGGGCAGUAUUUGAUGAUCAAGAUCCCAUAUCGCUUGUAAUUGACAACGAUCAGAAUCUCGUUCAUUCCCUCAUCAGCAAAUGGAAUGUCCUCUCACUGGCUGAGAGCUACAGGGAUGUCAUCAAGCAGAUUGAGCAUGUGGAGAACGUCCGAGUUCUCAGAGCUCUGGAAGUAGCUGAGAGUUCCAAUGAACUCAACUUGGCCGACUUGGAUCUCCCGCCAAAGGAAACUCGUCCCCUUUUCAAAGCCAUCCAGCACCAUGUGAACCUCUCAGCGAUAGAUCUCUCCAACAAUGUGAUUGAAGACGAAGGCCUGGUUUACUUCUGUCAAUCCCUGCAAUCACUCAAACACCUCACGGCUCUGAAUUUGAGCAGCAACUUCCUCACUGAGAAUGGAUUGCUGCGUCUUGCGAAUGUUCUGCAGGAAUCCCGAGAGGUGCUGCUGCCAGAACUCACGGAUCUCUCACUGAGCCACAAUCCUCUCGGGAAUGGGAGCAGGAAGUACUUGGCGGACAUUUGCGAGCGUCUCCCUAAACUGCGUCGCCUUCAACUCGCCGCGUGUGAUCUUACGGAGCUGGGAGACUUCAAUUUUGCCUUUGAGCGCCUCGAAAGUCUCGAUUUGAGCUUCAAUUGCUUCCGCGACAGUGAUGAGCUGCGCACAGUUUGGCGAUCACUCGACGUGACAAAGAUUGAGUGCCUGAAGAUGGCGUUUUGCAUUCAAACACCAGGAAUGGGGAAGUUUCUCAGCAAUUUUCUCCAAUCUGGCUCCCCGAGGUACCUCACAGAGCUCCAUUUACAGAACUGCCACAUAACGGAUGGGGAAUUCUGGAACAUCCUCAAAGCUCUCACCGGAAAGGAAAUGCAUGUGAUUGACUUGGCACAGAAUCCCCUGACCAUCCUAGCGCUAAAGUAUCUUCUAACCACAAGUAUCUCCGUGAAGCAUGUGAGCUUUCUUGGAUGCGAGAAAAUUCUCUGCAACAUUCAUCUUCUUGAAGAACUUCCGCCUCAUGUGGAGGAGCAGCACCCGGAAAAAAUAACUCUCUACGGAAAAUCAAUUGAAGAGGAUUCCAUUGAGCAUUUACGAACAAUCUGGACAUCCUGCUGGCCAAAUAAGGAUGCCCGAACCGAAAGGAAUCGCAACGUCAUCAUCUUAGCGUCAUCUUAAGAGUAAAUUUUAUUUUAAAAGAUUUUUUUUUGUUAGUUUUUAAGAGGAAUGUAAAGGUUCGUUUAUUUUUUAAGCAAUAUAACUUUGUCUAUAUGAAAAA
This is a messenger RNA of Lutzomyia longipalpis, 4241 nucleotides long. RefSeq names its product tonsoku-like protein. Gene Ontology annotation, molecular function: protein binding. The record is from RefSeq and is a predicted model, not a curated record. The transcript is spliced from 4 exons. Lineage: Eukaryota; Metazoa; Arthropoda; Insecta; Diptera; Psychodidae. The coding region runs from base 113 to 4141 and encodes 1342 amino acids.